AAAACACCCAACUCGCCCCCUGCUCACUCCCCCAGACCAUGGCCAUUGUGAAAAGAGGCGGCCGCACCAAGGCCAAGCAGCAGGCCGUGCCUGCGAAAUCCGGCAUCAAAAAGGCCGAGUUUGACCUCACCAAAAAGAAAGAGGUGGGCGUCUCGGACUUGACGCUCUUGUCCACCAUUUCCGACGAAUCCAUCAACGACAACUUGCACAAGCGGUUCAUGAACGGGUCCAUCUACACGUACAUCGGUCACGUGUUGAUUUCCGUCAACCCGUUCCAGGAUUUGGGCAUCUACACGCCCCAGACGCUCAGCCUAUACAAGGGCAAGAACAGAUUGGAGGUGCCGCCCCACGUGUACGCCAUAGCCGAGACCAUGUACUACCACUUGAAGUCGUACGGCGAGAACCAGUGCGUGAUCAUUUCCGGCGAGUCCGGCGCGGGCAAAACCGAGGCCGCCAAGCAGAUCAUGCAAUACAUAGCCAACGUCUCGGUGGACGAUCAGGCGGCGGCUUCCGGCUCGAGCGGGAUCUCGAAAAUCAAGGACAUGGUGCUCGCCACCAACCCGCUCUUGGAGUCCUUCGGCUGCGCAAAGACGCUCAGAAACAACAACUCGUCACGCCACGGCAAGUACCUCGAAAUCUACUUCAACGCGGCCAACCAGCCCAGUGCGGCGCACAUCACCAACUACUUGUUGGAGAAGCAGCGCGUGGUGCAGCAGAUCUCCAACGAGCGCAACUUCCACAUUUUCUACCAGUUCACCAAGCACUGCCCGCCACAGUACCAGCAGGCGUUCGGUGUGCAGGGCCCGCAAACUUACAUCUACACGUCCGCAGCAAAGUGCAUCAAUGCCGAUGGCAUUGACGACGCCAAGGACUUCCAGGAGACCUUGAACGCCAUGAACGUGAUUGGCUUGGCGCAGGUGGAACAGGACAACAUUUUCCGCAUGCUUGCCGCGAUUCUCUGGAUCGGCAACAUAUCCUUCGUGGAGGACGAGAGCGGCAACGCCGCCAUCCGCGACGAGGGCGUCACCAAUUUCGUGGCGUACUUGUUGGAGGUCAACGCGGAGAUCUUGAAGAAAUCGAUCAUCGAGCGCAUCAUCGAGACCUCUCACGGAAUGAGGCGGGGCUCCACGUACCACGUGCCAUUGAACAUCGUGCAGGCGACCUCCGUGCGUGACGCGUUGGCAAAGGGGAUCUACAACAACUUGUUUGAGUGGAUUGUCGACAGGGUGAAUGUCUCCUUGAAAGACGAGGCCCAGGACUACGCCAAGAAAUCCAUUGGGAUUUUGGACAUCUAUGGCUUUGAGAUCUUCGAGCAGAACUCCUUCGAGCAGAUCUGCAUCAACUAUGUCAAUGAGAAGUUGCAGCAGAUCUUCAUCCAGUUGACGUUGAAGGCCGAACAGGACGAGUAUGUCCAGGAGCAGAUCCAGUGGACCCCUAUCGACUACUUCAACAACAAGGUUGUUUGUGACCUCAUAGAGGCCACGCGGCCCCAACCUGGCUUGUUCGCUGCGUUGAACGACUCCAUCAAGACAGCCCACGCAGACUCCGAUGCCGCAGACCAGGUUUUUGCCCAAAGAUUGAGUAUGGUGGGCGCAAACAACCGCCAUUUCGAGGACCGCAGGGGCAAAUUCAUCAUCAAGCACUAUGCGGGCGACGUGACUUACGAGGUUGCCGGAAUGACGGACAAAAACAAGGACAGUAUGUUGCGCGACUUGCUUGAGCUCUUGUCAACCUCCACCAACACCUUCGUGACUCAGAGUUUGUUCCCCCCAGACCUCUUGUCUGCGCUUACGGAUUCGAAAAAAAGACCGGAAACUGCCUCCGACAAAAUCAAAAAGAGUGCAAACAUUUUGGUAGACACGUUAUCUCAGUGCCAACCUUCCUACAUCCGUACUAUCAAGCCGAACCAGACCAAAAGGCCCAAGGAGUAUGAAAACCAGCAAGUAUUGCACCAAAUCAAGUAUUUGGGGUUGAAGGAAAACGUGCGUAUCAGGAGAGCUGGAUUUGCCUACCGCACGACGUUCGACAAGUUUGUUCAGAGGUUUUACCUAUUGUCUCCAGCUACUGGCUACGCUGGUGAUUACAUUUGGCAAGGUGAAGACAUAACUGCAGUGAAAGAGAUCUUGCGUAGUUGUCACAUUCCUACUUCUGAGUACCAAAUGGGAACGACCAAAGUCUUUAUCAAGACUCCUGAAACCCUUUUUGCUUUGGAAGAUAUGAGGGAUAAGUACUGGCACAAUAUGGCCGCCCGUAUCCAGCGUGCCUGGAGACGUUAUCUUAAGAAGAAGGAAGAUGCAGCAAGAGUCAUUCAAAAUGCCUGGAGGACUAAGAAACACGGUAAUAAAUUUGAGCAGCUUCGUGAUGAAGGCACUGCUAUUUUGCAAGGCAGAAAAGAGAGAAGAAGAUUCUCGAUUCUUGGGUCCAGAUCAUAUAUGGGUGAUUAUCUUGGCUGCAAUGACUCUUCUGGAUACGGCAGAUUCAUUGUCAGUCAAACCAGUAUAUCUGAGCCCGUUGCGUUUUCGGCAAAAGGCGAAAUUCUCUUGUCGAAGUUUGGCAGAUCUUCCAAGCGUCUUUCGCGUAUCUUCAUUCUCACGCGCUCAAAUUUCUUUGUUAUUGCCGAGUCUUUAGUUGAGAACAGACUCCAUCUCCAAAAAGAAUUCUCCAUUCCAGUCAGUGGAAUCAACAGUCUCAACCUAUCGACAUUCCAAGAUAACUGGCUUGCAAUUUCUUUGCACUCUCCAAAUCCGUCAACACCAGACAUUUUCAUUAAUUUGGACUUCAAGACUGAAUUGGUGACGCAGUUUAAGAAGAUCAAUAGGGGAAUCACAGUGAAAAUAGACACAACGGUGCAAUACCAAAAGAAGCCAGGGAAAUUCCACGUGAUCAAGUUCCAGCAUGGGGCUGCUCCUUUACAUGGAGACAUCUACAAAUCUGGAACUGUCACCGUACAGCAGGGAUUGAACCCCAACAGCAAGAACCCGAAGAGACCGCGGGGUGCCUCUACCACUGUUGAUUACAGCAAGUAUUAUAACAGAGGAAUUCGAAGAAGCAAUGGCAGUGGAUACAAUGCGCCUACGCCCGUCACCAGAAAUCCUGGUGCCCAUCAAGCUUAUGUGCCUCCCCAGCCCUCAACUCAAUCAUACACUGCCGUGGCUACCCCAGCUGUCACUCAGACCAGACCAGCGCCUUUGGCUCCGCUGAGACCCCAACCUCAAUCGCAACCUCAAUCUCAAGCACAGUCACAAGCACAGUCUAGACCAACUCCUGUUGCGCCUCAGAGGCCACAGCCACAUCCAAGUGCUCAGCCAGCUACAGCACAGCGAGUCGCUCCUCCACCAAGACCUGCUCAAAAGGGGCCAGCUCCAAAACCACCUGUGAGAAAGGUCGCUCCACCACCUCCUCCGCCCCCAUCUUUGGCAGUUUCGAAGCCGAAGCAUCCUACGUAUAAAGUUAUUUACGACUAUGAUGGUUCUGUUGCUGGAUCUGUUCCUCUCGUCAAGGACGAGGUGGUGUAUGUUGUCAGUGUUAAUGGCAAGUGGGGUCUCGUAAAAGACCUAAAGGAGACCAGAGAAGGCUGGUCCCCUCUUGAUUACAUGAAAGAGAUUGAGCCGCCUGCAGAGCUUUUUGGUGGUGCCAAAUCCACACCUCCACCUCCGCCCCCUCCAGCACACAGUCAAAGUAAGCCGGCUCCAGGCUCUGCUUCACAGUCCAGUGGUGGAUUAGGCAACGGGCUUGCGGACGCGCUCAAGGCAAAGAAGACCGAGGAAGUGACAUUGGCUGGGUCCUUGGCGGAUGCCUUGAUGAAGAGAAAAGGUGCCACCACUGAUUAUAGUGAUGAUAAUGAUGACGACGACGACUGGUAGUGAGGCCAAAAUCUUCAUUUAUGGUGCCACAGAGACUACGCAGGAGAUACAGAUAUAGAGAUUAUAGAUCUUAAGCUCGAGUUGUGCUUUUAAAGAUAUAAUUAUACGAAUCUCUGCAUACAACUGUAUCUACACGAAAUUGAAUUGUAAAAGGCUUUGAAGUGAUCGAACGAACUGGCCAUCAGUUUGUUUAAGAAGGUUCAAAUUUUAAUCGAGUUUAGUCGGGAAAUCAGAUUUCAAUUUCAUCCUGAAAAAAGCCAUCUACCGAAAUUCCUGAGAAGAAAAAUGUCAGAUCUUUUUACAUUUGCAGCGACGCUGGACUAAAAGAGGAAAUCUGCC
Molecule: messenger RNA, 4202 nt
Organism: Metschnikowia bicuspidata var. bicuspidata NRRL YB-4993
Lineage: Eukaryota; Fungi; Ascomycota; Pichiomycetes; Serinales; Metschnikowiaceae
Gene: MYO5
Product: myosin 5
Exons: 1
Coding region: 39-3863 (1274 amino acids)
Biological process (GO): actin filament organization; vesicle transport along actin filament; endocytosis
Cellular component (GO): actin cytoskeleton; actin cortical patch; myosin complex
Molecular function (GO): ATP binding; actin filament binding; microfilament motor activity
Source: RefSeq, a predicted model, not a curated record